Molecule: messenger RNA, 3987 nt
Organism: Melitaea cinxia (Glanville fritillary)
Lineage: Eukaryota; Metazoa; Arthropoda; Insecta; Lepidoptera; Nymphalidae
Gene: Nrx-IV
Product: neurexin-4
Exons: 25
Coding region: 104-3880 (1258 amino acids)
Source: RefSeq, a predicted model, not a curated record
ACGACUGUGACAACGCUGAUCGUAAUGAUCAAACAAUUCAGUUUGAUUUUUGAUUUGUGAAUUGUUCAAAUUUAUACUAUCAGAUUAAAUCAAAUAUGAAAUUAUGAUGAUUUGCUCCAAAUUUCAUUAUACUUUGUUAAUUUUCUGUAGCAUUGUUUAUAUAAAAGUCACAGAAUCGGCGAAACAUUAUUACGAUUACGAAUGUAAUGAGCCUCUUGUUGAAGGUGCUAAACUUACUGCUACUUCAAGUUUGAGAGACAGAGGACCAGAGAAUGCCAAGUUGUAUGGAAAGUCAGCCUGGACGGCGACAGAGAGCUCGUACUACCAACACUUGACGGUAAACUUGCACGAACGCAAAGACCUACGGGCAGUCGCCACUAGAGGCCGAUCCGAUACGAAGGAAUAUGUCACAGAGUAUGUGAUACAGUACUCGGAUGAUGGAGAAAGUUGGAGAUCCGUGGCUAUGGCUGAUGGAUACGCGCAGAUGUUCCAAGGUAACAAUGACGGGAAUACCGUAGUUAAGAACGAAUUCGAAGUUCCCAUAAUAGCUCAAUACAUCCGCAUAAACCCCAUGCGAUGGCGGGACAAGAUAUCUAUGAGGGUCGAACUUUAUGGAUGCGAUUAUGUGGCCGAUACUCUAUCCUUCAACGGAUCGUCAUUAGUAAAAGUAGAUCUCCUACGGGAACCUGUAUCCGCGUCCCGGGAGGUGAUAAGAUUCCGUUUCAAGACGAGCGUCGCAUCCGGGGCGUUGAUGUACUCCCGUGGGACUCAGGGGGACUAUAUUGCGUUACAGUUGAGGGAUAACCGACUUGUGCUGAAUAUUAAUCUUGGAUCAGGGACGUUGACAUCUCUGUCAGUGGGCAGUUUGUUGGACGACAACAUCUGGCACGAUGUGGUCAUAUCGCGGAACAGGCGGGACAUCGUGUUCUCAGUGGACCGCGUGAUCGUCCAAGGACAGAUCAAGGGAGAGUUCUCCAGGCUGAAUCUGAACAGGGCUCUAUACAUCGGUGGAGUCCCCAAUUUCCAAGAAGGUCUGGUGGUGAACCAGAACUUCACGGGAUGUAUUGAGAACAUGUAUCUAAACAAUACGAAUGUGAUCCAAGAUCUCAAGCAAGGUUAUGAAUCCGGUGAACCGUUCAAGUUCCAAAAAUUUAAUACGCUGUACAGUUGUCCGGAGCCCCCCGUAGUGCCGGUGACGUUCCUUAAAGAGGGCUCGUACGUUAAACUGAGAGGCUACUCGGGCAGCGGGACCCUCAACGUGUCGCUGGAGUUCCGCACCUACGAACACCUUGGCUUACUCAUCUACCAUAAGUUCAAGAAUGACGGCCAUGUGAAGGUAUUUCUAGAAGAGGGUAAGGUGAAGGUGGAACUCUACACCUCAGGCUCCAGCAAAGUGAAACUCGACAACUACGCAGACCAAUUCAACGAUGGUCGCUGGCACUCCCUCGUGUUGACCAUGGCUCCGGAUAGCUUAGUUUUGUCCGUAGACUACAGACCCGUAAAGACUACUAAGCUGUUUAAAUUCUCUACCGGAAGCACUUACUACAUUGCAGGUGGCAAGGCUCCGCAACGAGGGUUCGUGGGCUGCAUGCGUAAGAUAGCUGUGGACGGCAACUACCGCCUGCCCACCGACUGGGCCAAGGAGGAGUACUGCUGUCCCGAUGAGUUGGUUUUCGAGGCUUGUCACAUGAUCGAUAGAUGCAACCCCAACCCGUGCGAGCACGGCGGCGUGUGCUCGCAGAGCGCGGACGAGUUCAGCUGCGACUGCGCCGCCACCGGCUACGCGGGCGCCGUCUGCCACACGCCGGUGCACCCGGUGUCGUGCGGCGCGCUGGGGCGCGCGGGCGCGGCGGGCGCGGAGGCGGGCGCGCGCCGCGCCGUGCUGCUGGACGUGGACGGCUCGGGCCCGCUGCCGCCCUUCCCCGCCACCUGCCACUUCUACUCGGACCGCAUAGUAACUGCAGUUCAUCACUCGGCGCCCCAGAGCGCGGUGGACGGCUACCAAGAGGCGGGCAGUUUCCGCCAGGACGUGAUCUAUGACGCCUCUCGAGCGCAGCUAGAAGCCCUCCUCAACCGCAGUCUCGCCUGUAGUCAGCGCCUCGAGUACAUGUGUCGACACUCGCGUUUACUCAACUCGCCCAGCACGGAGAGCGACUUCCACCCGUUCGCGUGGUGGGUGUCGCGCAGCGGGCAGCGCAUGGACCACUGGGCGGGCGCGCCGGCCGGCAGCCGCAUGUGCCAGUGCGGCGUGCUCGGCUCCUGCCUCGACCCCACCAAGUGGUGCAACUGCGACGCCGAGCACGGCCCGCUCGAGUUUCAAGUGGACGGUGGAGAUAUAACAGAAAAGGAGUUCCUACCCGUGAAGCAGCUGCGGUUCGGCGACACGGGCACGCAUCUCGACGAGAAAGAGGGUAGAUACACACUUGGGCCCCUGCUCUGUGAAGGCGAUGACCUGUUCAGCAACGCAAUAACGUUCCGCAUAGCAGACUCCGUGAUAUUGUUGCCCACCUUCGACCUUGGACACAGCGGUGACAUCUAUUUCGAGUUCCGUACCACACAGGAGAACGCUGUGCUCUUACACUCAAAGGGGCCACAAGAUUACAUUAAGCUUUCGAUCGUCGGCGGCGACCAGUUGCAAUUUCAGUUUCAAGUCGGAGACACUCCUCUAGGAGUGUCAGUAGACACGAGCAAGCGACUCUCAGACGACACAUGGCAUUCCGUCUCCAUUGAAAGAAACAGGAAGGAGGCGCGCGUGGUGGUGGACGGCGCGCUCAAGAACGAGAUCCGCACCGCCAAGGAGCCGGUGCGGGCGCUGCACCUGAGCACGGCGCUGGCGCUGGGCGCCGCGCUCGACCGCAAGGACGGCUUCGUGGGCUGCGUGCGCGCGCUGCUGCUCAACGGCCGCGCCGUGGACCUGCGCGCGCACGCCGCCAGAGGCGUGUACGGCGUGACGGCGGGCUGCGUGGGCAAGUGCGAGUCGUCGCCCUGCCUCAACAACGGCACGUGCCUGGAGCGCUACGACGGCUACUCGUGCGACUGCCGCUGGACGGCCUUCAAGGGGCCCAUCUGUGCCGACGAAAUCGGUGUCAAUCUUCGUCCAAACUCAAUGGUCAAGUACGAUUUCCUGGGCUCAUGGCGUUCGACCAUUAACGAGAAGAUCCGCGUGGGCUUCACCACCACCAACCCCAAGGGUUUCCUGCUGGGAUUCUACUCAAACAUUUCAGGAGAAUACCUAACUCUUAUGGUGUCUAAUUCUGGACAUCUUCGAGUUGUGUUCGACUUUGGCUUUGAGAGGCAGGAGAUAAUCUUCCAAGGAAAACAUUUCGGUCUCGGGCAGUACCACGAUGUACGUCUGUCUAGAAAGAACGGCGGCGCUACUAUGGUUCUACAGGUGGACAACUACGAGACUCAAGAGUACCACUUCAACGUCCGCGAGUCCGCCGACGCGCAGUUCAACAACAUCCAGUACUUGUACGUGGGCCGCAACGAGACCAUGAACGAGGGCUUCGCGGGCUGCGUCAGUCGCGUCGAGUUCGACGACAUCUACCCGCUCAAGCUGCUGUUCCAGCAGGACCCGCCGCCCAACGUGCGCGCCAUCGGGGGCUCUUUGCACGAAGACUUUUGUGGUGUUGAGCCAUUCACGCAUCCGCCUGAGCCGACAGAGACGAGACCGCCACCCCCGGCCGACCUUGCCUCAGAUCUGGAUUUCCACCGCACCGAUGAGGCCAUCCUUGGCACAUUUCACGAGUAUGUGCCCCCCCCAGCGGUGCUGGCGUUCAUCUUCCUGCUGCUGCUCGUGGUGGCCGUGGUGCUGGUGCGCGCGCUGUCGCGCCACAAGGGCGAGUACCUCACGCAGGUAAUUUAUUUUCGGAGUGAUUAGUGCUGUUGGCCCCAUCAGCCUCGACAGCGUUACCGGGUGCUGAGACCCAGCCAUGAAAGAAAAAUAAUUUAUUUAUUUAUUCAUUAACAAAAACUUAAAACUAACAU